AUGCUUGGAGUGAAGAAGAAAGUCGCCUUAGAAGCCAGCUCGACCACCUGCGCGACCAACUGGUCGAGUUCACCAACUGGACCGGCCAAGACUCAACUCGAUCGAGCUGCUAUUCUAGGAGUCAAAGGCAGAAACAAUCGUGCCGCAGAGCCAGUUAGGGUUCAACAUGGUGGAAACAAUCGUGGUGUUAAUGUUGAAAUCUCUAGUUCUGAUGAUGAAGAUCUUGAGGACGAAGAAGAGGCUGAUCAAGAGAAUCGACAAAACAAUCAUGAUUAUAGAGUAAAGGCUGAUAUUCCAUUGUUCUAUGGAACUAUGGGAGUGGAGGAGUUUCUGGAUUGGCAGAUUGAUGUUGAUAGAUUCUUUGAUGUGAUGGGUGUUCCUGAAAGAAAACAAGUUAAGAUGGUAGCAAUCAGGCUGAAGAAAACUGCAGCUGUAUGGUGGGAUAAACUUGUUGUCCAAAGACAAAGGCAAAGAAAAGGACCAGUCAAGACUUGGCGUAGAAUGAAGCAGUUGAUGCUUGAUCGGUUCUUACCAGAAGACUAUGAGCAGAUUCUCUACAAGAUGUAUCUCGAAUGUGUUCAAGGUAAACGAACAGUGACAGAGUACACAGCUGAGUUUGUGCGUUUCUCUGAACGCAAUGACCUAGGAGAGACAGAUAAUCAAAAGGUGGCUAGAUACAUCAGUGGUUUAAGAAGCUCUAUACAAGAGAAUUGGUUUGCAGACCGUAUGGACUGUGCAAGAGGCUUCUAG
This is a messenger RNA of Microthlaspi erraticum, 750 nucleotides long. NCBI's taxonomy places the organism in Eukaryota, Viridiplantae, Streptophyta, Magnoliopsida, Brassicales, Brassicaceae. The record is from the annotation of a GenBank genome assembly.